UAUCCUUUACAUUUCAGUUGUAGAUUUGUCUGCAUCUGUAUACUGUCCUCGUACGAGUAUUACAGCACUGUCGGCCGUGACGAAGUUCAGUUACCCAAUCAACUCAACACUCUCACAGCGGUUCCUCUAAGCUAUAUCGCUACAAUGGGUCUCCCGGAAACAAUUGAGACGCGACUGUUCAUCAAUGGCGAAUUCUCCGAAUCGUCAAAUGGCAAGACGUUCGACCUCACCAAUCCCGCGACAUUGAAACACGUUGCGAAAGUCCAUGAAGCUUCCGAAGAAGAUACAGAUCGGGCUGUAGCUGCCGCAAAAGCUGCUUUUCCUUCAUGGUCGGCUUUAUCGCCUGAGCAAAGAGGCGAAUAUUUCAAGAAGCUUGCAGCCCUUAUUCGCGAACACAAUGAUGAGCUGAGCGCUCUUGAAGCAGCUUCCAUGGGAAAGCCAGUUGCUACUUUUUUCGACGGUAUGGCAUCAGCGAGCACAUGGGAUAAUUACUCCAGGGCCGGCCGCAACGUUGGAGGCACGACUAGUGUCCAGACUCCAGGCUUUUUGAACAUGACUUUGCGCCAGCCUUAUGGUGUUGUUGCCGCCAUCCUGCCCUGGAAUGUGCCUCUUCUGUUUUUUGCGAAGAAGGUCUGUCCUGCCCUCAUUGUUGGAAACACGGUGGUUUUGAAGAGCAGUGAAAAGGCGCCAUUGACUUCUGCAUUUGUCGCAACACUGGUUCAGAAGGCCGGAUUCCCCCCGGGCGUUCUCAACAUCAUUACAGGUUUUGGUAAUGUGAGUGGAUCGAUCCUGAGCAGCCACAUGGAUGUGCGUGCUCUGUCUUUCACUGGAUCCGGCCGUACUGGGCGGUUGAUUCAAGCAGCAGCAGCGAAGUCGAAUUUGAAACAGGUGUAUCUUGAGCUUGGUGGCAAAUCGCCAUCCGUUAUCUUCGACGACGCCGACCUCGAGAAAGCCGCCAAGGAGACAUCCCACAGUGUACAAGGCAACAGUGGUCAGGUCUGCAUGAUGAAUUCGCGCAUAUACGUGCAAGAUACGGCCGCCGACAGAUACAUCGAGCUUUUCAAAGAGCACUUGAUAAAGGAUACUCGUAUUGGCGAUCCACUCAGCAAAGACACGAACCACGGUCCGCAGGCAGAUGAAGUGCAGCACAAGACUGUGUUGAAAUAUCUCGAUAUGGGCAAGCAGUCUGGCGAUGUUAUUCUCGGUGGUGGAGCUGUCUCCGACCGGGAAGGUUAUUACAUCCAACCAACCAUUUUCACAAACACGGCGGAAGAUGCCACGGUCAUGAAAGAGGAAAUCUUCGGCCCUGUGGUCAACAUCAACGUGUUCAAGACCGAAGAGGAAGUGCUGGCCAAGGCGAACAAUACCGAGUAUGGUCUGUAUGCGUCGGUUUGGACCAAGAACAUAGACCGGGCGAUGCGGUUCGCCAAAGGCUUUGAAGCUGGAAUGGUUGGUGUGAACUGUACGAGUCCACAAACCGCGCUCGACAUGCCCUUUGGGGGCUACAAAGCCAGCGGCACAGGUAGGGAGGGAGAACCCAACUACACGCUGGACAAUUUCCUGGAGACGAAGGCAGUUCUCAUCAAGCUGGAAUAA
Periconia digitata is the source of this 1596-nucleotide messenger RNA. Lineage: Eukaryota; Fungi; Ascomycota; Dothideomycetes; Pleosporales; Periconiaceae. The record is from the annotation of a GenBank genome assembly.